This is a messenger RNA of Haliotis rubra (blacklip abalone), 2003 nucleotides long. RefSeq names its product DNA-dependent protein kinase catalytic subunit-like. Lineage: Eukaryota; Metazoa; Mollusca; Gastropoda; Lepetellida; Haliotidae. The record is from RefSeq and is a predicted model, not a curated record.
AUGGCGGCGAAUUUGUUGGAAGACAGUUUGCGAUCGCUUCACAAUCUUCAUCAAGACGCGGGUGGCCGUGCCAAAGAACAAAUUGACACUGUUGUUGGCGACAUCGUACAGAUAUGCUUAAACGAAUUAUCUGAAAAGGAUGUCGACUAUUGCUGCUCUGUGCUGUUUGACAAGGAAAUUGGAGUGGUCAAGUUUUUGCAGAAAGUCAUCACUGCUGAAGAGGGAUGCAAGGCACAGCUACUAGACUUGCUGGCAGGCUUUACAGAGAAAGUAGGGAAGAAGAUCCUUUAUUAUGCUGUGGAUAUCAAGUUAAAGAAUGCAGCAAUACCUGUUCUUAUCAAGCUCCUGGAGGUUAGUGCAGGGUCAGCCAUGGGGGACCAGCUGAAGGUCAACAAGCUCACUGAGAAGCUCUUCAUGGAGCUAACCAAGAGCGCCAGUAAACUACAGGCAUCAGUGAAGGCAAAUGUCUACCAGCUGCUGGGAGUAAUAUCUGAGGUGUAUCCGGAACUGAUGGCAGACUACUCGGAGAGGCUGGUCGGGCUGUAUGUGAAUGCCCUGAAAGCUGAGAUGGAGUCAAAGACCCGCAAACCAGAAUUACCAGUUAUAGCUGGGUGUUUGGAAGGACUGACAGCCUAUCUUGUUAACUUCACACAGUCAGCAGAGGGAAGAUCAAAACACAGCUAUGCAAUCUUCAAAUAUGCCCGUAUGGCUAUUGACCCUGGGAUCAGUUUCUCCAGAUAUGAUGUACCUCGAGGUGGUCUCCGACUGUUUGGUAAACACUGUGGGCAGUUCAACCAGUUCAUCAUGGACGACUACCAGGGGAUGUAUGAGAAGUUUCUCAGCUGGAACCGGCACCACAAUCGAGAACUGGCACAUCUCGGCAUGAUGGCCAUGGAGUCUUUCCUCAAACAGGUCUCUAUCUGAAUACUGUACAGUUCUUGGGAGAUGUUAGUUGUCCGUGCCCAGGAAGGGAAGAAAGAGGGAGCUGUGUUCAAGUUUUUCAUCCAGCAGUUCCGUAACAUCAUGAAUGAUAACAAGUCAAGCUCCAAGCAAGUGUCCCUGGCUAUCAGGGGAUACGGCUUGUUGGCUGCACCAUGUCGUUCCUUCCUGUCUCCGUCUGAUGUUCAGUUCAUGUUCAGCGAGAUGAUCAGCAAGUGUGAACAGCAGUUCCUUGGACAAGUGGAGGAUCUGGAGGACAGGAUUGUCUCCCUUCCCAGCUACCUGGAGGCCCUGGCUUACAUAGUGAAGGAGGUGGACCAGGUGUCGGACACCUAUGCUGCCACCCUAGAACACCUGCUGGUCCUACUGCUGGAGAACUUCCCACAAGUGCAUCCUAAGCUUCGCUUCAUCUGCCAGAAGUCCAUGCUGCAGGUUUUACUGGCUCUCAUGGCGAAAGGAACAACUUUCCAGAAGGUUCUUUCAGGCAUGGUAUAUCAAGGCCUCAUCCGUACCUGCUCCCAUCCAGUCAGUUUGGACACUGAGCAGACGGAGGAGCAAACGCCAGAUGUAGCGGAGAAGAAAGUGUCAUACAAGGACUACAUUGAGCUGUGGCAGACUCUGCUGAACAGUGCCAGAAUCAAGGCCUUUGCAAGUGAGGACAUCAGCAUUGCUGACCGUCACCGGCUGACUGAGGCCAUGUAUGAUGAACUGAUGACCUCCACAAUAAAGAUCCUCAACAAACUCGACCUGUCAUCAGCUGCCGAGAAGGUGGAAGGGUCAUUACCAGAAGACGCAGUAGAGACAUCUGCAGAUCCAACAUCUGGAGUCCAGGCCAACAGACCCCGGGACUUCCAGGUCCUCAUCAACCUGGUGGACUUCUGCAGAGACCUGCUGCCUGUGUGCCACUACGAGCUGUUUGAAAGAUGGCUGUUCACCUUCUGCCACUCUGUCAUACUUCUCUCCACUCAGAAUCCUCUGUGUCUGGCUUCUACAAGAUGCUGGCCGCUGCAAUGAAGAUUGGGAACAAACUAGACUAUUUCAAGAAUGUGGCUCCAGUGUCUCCG